Nilaparvata lugens (brown planthopper) is the source of this 3317-nucleotide messenger RNA. RefSeq lists its product as uncharacterized. The record is from RefSeq and is a predicted model, not a curated record. The coding region runs from base 137 to 2365 and encodes 742 amino acids. The transcript has 23 exons. NCBI's taxonomy places the organism in Eukaryota, Metazoa, Arthropoda, Insecta, Hemiptera, Delphacidae.
AGUUCUACCGUAUUUUCAACGAGAUGGUAACCCGCGAGCCGGUAGCAACGGUUAAUUUCCAUCACACAAUAGUCUAUGUUGCCAACUUCGAAUUGCCUAAAAAAAGAAAGGUUUCGUAUCAAGAGAAGUGAAAUAUAUGGAUAAAAAGACUGGCGAAACCAUCAAUUAUCAUGGAUAUUUGUAUUUGUACAAAAAACCAACACUGGACCUGGCCAAUCGUGACAUGCUGUACAAGCUCUACAGAUACAAACCAUUGAUAAUUUUCCGAACUUUGGUCGGUCGAAAUGGAUAUGAUUUCCGGGUGGGCUCAAGAUGGGAUGACAAAAUAGGAGAUCACACUGAUCAUGUCAAAUGUAUAGAAUCCACAAAAUAUUCUGAUCACAAAUAUGAGGCAUUCAGAACACAAUUGCGAUCUAAGACCAGAGUGAACCAGAGGGCUUUCUCUUCAAUAGCAAUGGAUCGCCUCAGGGAACCCGAAUUUCUCACAUAUGAAAAGGUUGAGAUCCAGGAGUGCAACUCCGAAGAUAAUAAAAUCAAAUUUCUAAGAGUGAAGAACGUUAUCGAUUUCGCAACAGAUAUACAAGUACAUGAAAUUGAGACGUACGAUAGUGUUCGGAUCUCGUACAAAUACGUUUACGAUUUUUUGGGUGGAAAAUAUAAGCAAAAAAAACAUGUGCGAAUCGUUGAGAUAAAGUAUUUGGAGCCCAAAAAACCGUUCACAGUGCUCAAAUAUACGGGAACAUUGGAAAUGGAAAACCCCGCUCACUUUGAGGAUGACAGCUUUGACUAUGAGUUGACAAAAACAGUAGAUGACAUAGUUCAAAUAGUGGGCCAACACCAUGUUAGAGAUGAAAGUCUGUCGCACACAUUCAAUCUCAGUCAGUGGUGGGAUCAAGAUAUCAGCAUCAACGGAUCUAGCAAUAUCAUGCUAGGCUCCACUCCUCAAACGACUCUUGGAUCUGCUACGGAUAUAGCUGAGUGUUUUGAGAAUAAGGAAGCUGAGAUGCCUGAUACUCUAGUUACGCUUACUGACCUAUCAGGAGGUAAUGAGCAUGUACUUAGUGGACCUCAAGCUACUAAACUAAUUGAAUACAAUAAUUUCAUCACAUUCGAAUCAAAAAUCAGUUGGAACUGCACUGUCAAGGUUCAGGACAAAGAGUUUACCUUCCAGAAAGGUGUAAUUGAUGGUUUAAUAUCUCGUGAAAAAGCAGUAGAAUCAAAAUCAGUCAGAUAUCCUGAUAACGUUCAAUUGCGCUUUGUGGCGAGCAUUGAUAAGGCUGGAAAAAGUGAACACAAAAUCAAAUUCCGUGACACUUUCUACUGGCAAAACGAGGGGCAGAAUACACCAAAUCUAAUUCAAUAUCCGGGACUAAGUGUUAUCAAAGGGGAAGAAAAUGGGAAAUUUGAUAGCGACCAAUGGUGGAAGUGUGGUACUCAGCCAAUACCAAACAAGGAUCCCAUUCAAGGGGAAGUCACUUAUGAAAGACAAAACAACAUAUUGGAUAAACCCUUCCUGUAUAGGACACAAAUCAGUAAAACAGGAGUCACUCUUCAACUCGGAUCACAAUGGAACAGAAUUUUGGAAUCUCGGCCAGGAAAAAUCAGAUGCAUGAGGAGUGCUAUGAAUUACAAAAAUAAUUUUGAUGAAUACUAUAAAACGUACCUUCUGACCAAGGUCAGGGUGCAUAAUGACGAGGUUACCAUCAAAGACGUCAAACUAUUCGACGAAUAUUUUGAGAGCAUUAAGAAGGAAGUUUGGUCAUGCAAAGCUGGAAGUAAACUAUUUCGCAGAGUACUGAAUCAUUUCACAACAAAACCAAAGCAUUGCAACGAUAUUAAAGACAUUUUACAUCCCGAGGGAUUCACGUUUCUAGUCGGGCAAUACACUUUUCGGACUACCGGUUGUAUGGAGAUUGUCGAAAUAAAAUACGUUGAACAGAACUCCGAUAGAAUAUUCAGAUAUGAUGGUGAGCUGCAGCUUGAAGAUGAGAAUGGGGACGAUGAUGUUAAUUAUAAGUUUUCAAUAAAAGCUGAAAGACUGAAAAACGUUGCAAAGAAAGAUACAUUUUAUUCUCUGCACAAAGCGCCAGAACCGUACGUUUUGAAAACAUUUGUCAGUCCUCAAGGUUAUAUACUAGAAGUUGAUGACACCAAGCCUGAAGUCUUGCCGCUCAAUAACUUACAAGCAAAUUUCAGAUGCGCUCGUAUGACAGCUACAGAAAUAGACUUAUUGAAUAUGACGACAUCAGAUCCCUUUUCAAUCAGCUAUGAACUCAAAGAAAACAAGAUGAAAGUAGUCUCUCUGCCGCUUUCCAGCUGCUUCAAACAAAAAAACUCUAGUCUGGGAAUGCAAGGCAGAAGAUGAGGAAAGCUUCUAUCGAGUGGUAGAUUUAGCGGUGACAAAGAAACGAACUGAUGGGAAAAUGUGCCAAUUAUCACGAGUCUAUCACUACCUCGCAGUUACAGUCAAUGUUAAAAGAUUUAAGAAAGGCCCCGUGCCGAAAGUUCAGAUUCGGCACAUAAGAUAUUUCGAUAUUGGAACGAGAUCUCAAGUGAGAUUUGAUGGAUUCUUGAAGAACAACAUUGAUGAAACAACAGACGUUGAUGAUUCGUCAUUACAUUUUGUCCAAAGACAGGUGCAUUUCAUGCCUGAACUGCUGCUUUCAAAGCAGCUUCUCGAGAACGGAAAUAGAGAAACAAAUACUGUUCAUGUUGAAUUUGGCUCUCCAUGGAUUGCUAUUAAAGGUUUCCAUCAAUCACGUAAAGAAAAGGCAUUAUGCAUGGAGUUUCAUGAUCAAUCUUACUGUGCACUAUGUGGAACAUACAUAUUCAGCAGUAAUAGAAUAGAUCAGAGAGAGAAAAUACCUCGAAGAUUGGAAAAUGAAACAAGUAUUACUUUGGAUGAUUUCAAAAUAGCUAAACAGAGAAAGUACAUGUGCUAUACUGAAAAGGGGGUAUUUUUCUCCAGAAUUGAGAAUACUUUAAUGCAGCUUUCAGGAGCGAACCCAGUUUUUUAUCAAAAUGAUGGAAUAAAAGUCGACUUCCAAUAUUUACCAGAUGGCUCCAAGGUCACGAAAAUUACUGAAAUCAAAUAUGUAGCAUUCUAUAAUGCUCCCGAACAUAUCGGGAGAGAAAUUAAAUAUGACGGUAUCGUAACGGUAGUGGACAGGAUGAUGCAUCCUCAAAUUCAAAAAUGGUUCAAAAUUCCUGAAUUUUUGGAGAAUGAUGAAAGCAAAAUAGCAGCGGAGUUUAAGAGAGGUGAUAACUCCCGAUAUUGGCCGCUUGAAUGGCUUCGUGCGCAUGCACUGAAACAGAGU